UUAUAAAUACUACAUCUUGAUGUCUUUUUUACCACAAAAAUUUAUCUGUAUUAGAUCCUAAAGAUGGAUCAUCUGAUAUUUCUUUUGUUAGUUACAACUAUGUAUUUUGGGAUAAAUGAAGCUUGCAAAAAAAAUCAUGUAGUAAUUCAUAACGAAAUCGGUCCUGGUAUUGAUCUCAACAUUGCAUGCCGGCAAUUCAGCCCAAAACGCACACCUUCAAUGUUUCACACCCUAAAGUACAAAGAUCCUUUUUACAUCAUUGAGUUCGCGGACAACAAUCAGCUACCUCACGGUGAGAAAUGGUAUUGUCUGAUUAGUCACGGAACAAGACCAAAAUAUUGGUUUGAUAUUGAAGUAUAUCGUCAAGGCUAUUAUCCUCGAUGUGGUCAGCUACGCUCAUGGAUUGCUAGAAAGGAUGGGAUUUGGUUUACAAGAAAAUAUCAUAGUCCACCAGGGCACGUACUUGAUUGGAAAAUCCAGUAAUGUUCUCUUGCUUUUAUUCUCCCUAUAAUUAACUAAUGUUUAUGUAAGUGGUUUUUGUUUUGUGUCAUAAUAAGUAAUACGCCGUAAAAGCUAAUUAAGUCAUCAACAUAAAUUGGUGGUAGACUAUAUGGCAACAUGUUGUAUCAAAAUAUGAGUCCAUUUGAUGUCUAUGUAUUUUGCAUCAACGUUAAAUAAUAAAACAAUAUACUUUUAUACUAACUUUUUGAAAGGAUGUUGUAUGAUAUUUUUACAAGAAACUGUCAUCUUGACUAGAAAAUUAAAUGUGGAAUAUCACUAGUUUGUUUUUCC
Messenger RNA from Arabidopsis thaliana (thale cress), 792 nucleotides. Its product is annotated as Plant self-incompatibility protein S1 family. The record is from RefSeq and is marked reviewed. The coding region runs from base 64 to 483 and encodes 139 amino acids. The transcript has a single exon. Gene Ontology annotation, cellular component: extracellular region. NCBI's taxonomy places the organism in Eukaryota, Viridiplantae, Streptophyta, Magnoliopsida, Brassicales, Brassicaceae.